AUGAAAUUCGAGAAACUAAAUUCCCUUCCUCCUAAACUAGUAAGUCAAGGAUCAAGAAAGGCAAGCGCAAGAUGGCAGAUUCUAGCUUUUGUCUGUAUAUGGAUACUAGUAUUUUUGAGGCAGAAUUCAAAAGCAAACAAAACAGCUACAUACACUAUUGGAGAGCAACAGCUCAAAGGAAUAGAAAUAUUUUUAAAACCAGAGACCUCGACAAGACAUAACUUUGGAGUCUUAUUUGAAAGAGUUCUACAUGAUGCUCAGAAAAAGAAAGGCAAUUUCUUGGAAAUAGGUGGCGGCUCCGGUAGUUUUUUUGACCACAAUAUGGCUACAUUCGGUCACAUGAUACAGAAUUAUGUCAUUAUUGAACCUUACAGCUUAAUAUCUGAGACUAAAGAAAGACUGCCAGCUUUUGCUGAAAAAGUAUAUAAAUGGAGAAACAAUUCAUCUUCACCUACUAGCGUAACUGUUCAUGAUGAGUUUUCUACUAACUUGGAGCUUAUCAAGUCAUUUCCAGAUGAAUACUUUGACUUUGUUUACAUAGAUGGAGACCAUUCAUACAAAGGAGCAAAAAGUGAUUUGAUAAAUUAUUUUCGGAAGGUACGUAGCGGUGGUGUCAUUGCUGGACAUGACUAUUGUUGCAAUCGCAAGGAAUACGAGAGCACGAUCCACGCUCCAUGGUGCGGGAAAUAUAUUUAUCCAGUGUCAACCUCAAAAAGGGAAAAGCAUGGAAAGGACAAAGUGGCUUUUUGUGGGAUUUUCCUGGGUGCAGAAGAGUUUGCGAAAGAAAAUAACUUUUACUGGCUCUACACACUUGAAGGAAGAGGGGAAGGAAAUGCGGCUGGCGACAACAAUCCGUCGUAUUUCACAAUAAAGCUUUAA
Bathycoccus prasinos is the source of this 879-nucleotide messenger RNA. RefSeq names its product glycosyltransferase. Lineage: Eukaryota; Viridiplantae; Chlorophyta; Mamiellophyceae; Mamiellales; Bathycoccaceae. The record is from RefSeq and is a predicted model, not a curated record. The transcript has a single exon. Bases 1 to 879 code for a protein of 292 amino acids.